Molecule: messenger RNA, 1529 nt
Organism: Magallana angulata
Lineage: Eukaryota; Metazoa; Mollusca; Bivalvia; Ostreida; Ostreidae
Exons: 2
Coding region: 252-1448 (398 amino acids)
Biological process (GO): DNA integration; DNA recombination
Molecular function (GO): DNA binding
Source: RefSeq, a predicted model, not a curated record
UGUAUUAUAAAUUUAGGUUUGAUGGUGUGAUUCCAAUUGUUAAAAGGCAUGAAUAGGCACAAAUAAAUCCAAAAAUUUUAAUCUCUGUUCACACAUUGGAAGGACUCACUGGGGUUUAGGAUAAAGUUCAAGUUGGGUUUUAGAUCCUGUAGGAAUUUACUGUUAUUGAUAAGGCAAUGUAUCAAGAAUAAGGGUUGGUUACAUUAAGUCAUAGAAAACUUCAGCUGUAGGGUACAGUUUUUUACAGCGUGAUGCCUAGACCAAAAGUUGGUGUGAAAAGAAAAAGAGCUGGUUCGGCGGAAAGAAAAGGAGCAAAGUCCAAAAAAGGUCAGAGCUCUGAUCAUCAGGAGGAAACAUUGGUAGAGAGAGUAACACAGGCGGUGUUGGAAGCAUUAGAGGACAGAGCUGUCCCCGCCAUUCCAGACAGGAGCGAGUCCCCCCAGAGUUUGGAUGGUCAAAAAAUUUCUGGAGGUGUCAUUGGACAGCGAGGACGAACCAACAGCCAUACCAAGCCACCUUUUGCAGCUAUCCAAAACACAGCUGUUACCUUGAUUGAGGCAGCUUUGGCCCCUAAUACAAAGAUUGUCUACAAGCAGGCCCUAAAUUGUUUUCAGACAUUCAUGCAAAGUUAUUACAAUACAUGCAGUAUUAAGGAUGUUUCUCUCGAACACAUUAUUAGUUUCGUUUCCUAUCUAUUUAGUAUAGGCAAAGCACCAAGCUCGAUAACAACAUACUUGGCAGCACUGGCAUAUUAUUUUAAAAUGUCUAAUAUUCCAGACUUUUCAAAUCAUUUCUUGAUAAAGAAAAUGUUAAGUGGGGCAAAGCGUCUGGCCAGCUCUCCUGAUGUGAGGCAGCCUAUUACUCUGGAUAUCCUGGAAAACCUUUUAGUAGCCGUGCCUCAUGUAGCCAAUUCUAGUUACCAAAGAUGUUUGUUCAUGGCUAUGUUUAUAAUAGCAUUUUAUGCUUUCCUCCGAGUAGGAGAAAUCACAGUUCGCUCCCAUUCUAACCCAAACUUGCUGCUUUUGAGUAAUGUAUCCUUCAAGACAAUAGCCAAAGCAAGUUGUAUGAUCAUAACAAUGACCAACUUCAAGCAUAAUCUGGGGAAAAAUCCUGUGCAUCUGGAAAUCAAACCUCAGCCAAUGCGCAAAUUUUGUCCUGUGCAAAUCAUGAAGAAUUAUCUCAAAGUGAGAGGUGUGAAGGAUGGACCUCUGUUUUGCUAUGGCUCUGGAAGGCCUAUAUCCCGUUCAGAAUUCUGCAAGGUGCUGAAAUCGGCUUUGAAGUUCUCAAAGUUGGACAGUCAUAAAUUCAAAGCACACAGUUUCAGAAUAGGAGCAGCAACUCAGGCUCACCUGCAGGGCUUCUCAGAUUCACAAAUAAGAGUUAUGGGAAGAUGGCACUCCGAGUCAUUUCAGAGAUAUAUCAGGGUGUCCUUGUUUCCAACAUUGUAGUUUCUUUAUCACAAUAAUGUUCUGGGAUAUUUGUUUUUUAGGGUCCAGUAAUAAUGGAUAACUGGCUGAGGCGGUAUCCAU